AUGCCGCCGUGGAACGCGGUAAACAGGUUGCAGACAUCCCACGACUCCGCGCACCCGCACAACGCCGCCGCCAGCUCUUCGAAAUCCUUCCCCGCUCCCGCCCUCCCUCACACGCCGGACCCGACACCUCCCUCGUCCGUCCCUACUUCCAUCCCCAACUCGCCCGAGUACGUCGAGGCAGACUUGAAAGGCAGGCACCACCGCGGCGGAAGCAUGGACAGGGUCAAUCACGGUGGUCCCGCCAAGCCAGGGAGAGCUUCGCGCUCGCCGCAAAAAAGGAGGGCAGUCGCUCCCGUCGGGUACAUCGACUCAUUUGACGAUUUCUCCGACCCGCCUGAAUCCGCGUUAAGCGCGGUGCACGAUCCCGUCGGCUUUCCCUCGUUCCGAACGAACGGCUGGACGCAGCAGUCUCCGUCCUCCGACGUCGAGGAGGACAGCGUCAGGUUCGGUCCAACCACGAGGAAGACGACGACUACGACCACAACGACCCUGCGCACCGAGCGCCGCCAGAUUCGCUACUCCUUCCCCUCCGCCUUGCAUGCUCACGAAGAGACCCGCUCGGACGCCUCCACGCCACGGCCGCGGACCCGCUCGCACACCAGCCGCCCGCAUGUAUCCUUCGCUCCAUCCUUCACGCGCUCGUCGAGUACCGGAUCAUCGAGGACUCGCUCGCCCUCAGGCCUUCACCGCCGUGCGGGCGGAACAGCAGGCGUCCGCCAAUCUCGUCGCUCCCUCGGCGUGUCGGAGUACAUUCAGCACAGGCCCUCGUCGAACACGUUCCCUCGUUCGGCAUCUGCGCCUUUCUUGCACGCGCCGCCCUCGACUCCCGCCACCUCAUCCCCCUUCUUCCGCCGUUCCUCGCUUGCCUCCGCCUCUAGCUUCGCUGUCGAGCGCCGCACGACCAGACGUGAGCGCGAUGACAGCGCUGAGCAUGCGAUCGCCAAAGCCCUGUCAGACUCGACGCUCCCCUUCUUCCGCCCCGUCUUCCAGAGUCUCGCCUUCUUCGUCGUCUCGGCCAUCGCCGCGAUCACCGUCUCUGCCGUCCUCGCCACCUCGUUCAGCUUGACGUUCUAUGACGACUGCUCGCGCCGCGUCGGGCACGUCCAGCGCUCGCUCGGCGGAAGCAUUGAAGGUGUCCGUGCGGGAAUGGGUCGCAUGAUCGGCAACGCGAAGGGCGCGCUUGACUUGGCAGUCAAGGCUGCGGGCGCCAGUAAGGGUAUGGGCGGAAGGCACGACACGCCGCACGGAGACGACAGUGGCAGGACGGCGAUGCCGACGGUCGAGGAGCAGCCGGACAGCGAUGGCGAGCCUGUCAAGCGUCGCAAGUCGAGGCGCAGGACGAGGCAGACUGAGGCGGAGCCAUCGGCCGGCUGGGCGUUCAAGGCGUCGCCACCCCCGCCCGCUCCGCUUGGAACGCCAGGCUCGCGCGAGGAAGGCGAGCUUGCAGAUGCAGCCGGUUGGGGAACAGACGAUGACGCCCUUCCCUUCGACGUCCCUCACCCGACUCCUCGCCACUCUCGCCCCGCUUCGCCACACCGCUCGCGCCAGGCUAGCGGGACCGCCUCCGCCUCGACUCUUCCCCCUCGUCCGCCUCUCGCCUUUCUCAUUCCUUCGAUCCUCUUCGCACUCGUCUUCGCCUUUGCGAGGGUCGUCGCUGAGGUCUGGAAGGGCAAGAACGCAGGAUCGCACGGUCCGUCUCGUCCGUCGUGGCAAGGCGCGAGGGCGUGA
Messenger RNA from Rhodotorula toruloides NP11, 1728 nucleotides. RefSeq lists its product as uncharacterized. The coding region runs from base 1 to 1728 and encodes 575 amino acids. The transcript has a single exon. NCBI's taxonomy places the organism in Eukaryota, Fungi, Basidiomycota, Microbotryomycetes, Sporidiobolales, Sporidiobolaceae. The record is from RefSeq and is a predicted model, not a curated record.